Messenger RNA from Oikopleura dioica, 513 nucleotides. NCBI's taxonomy places the organism in Eukaryota, Metazoa, Chordata, Appendicularia, Copelata, Oikopleuridae. The record is from the annotation of a GenBank genome assembly.
AUGGAGCGGUUUGUCCGCCACUUGUUCCAGACGAUCCCAAUUGCGAGCUUGACGCAGAGAAUUGUGCGCGACCGCUACAAGGCCGAAUUCAGCGUAGAUCAGGGAUUCACGGCAAACCAGGCUGAAACACUCAGAUCUAUUGUAGUCGACUUCGCGAAGGCCGAGAUGGACAAAGGCUUCAAACUUUCCAUCAUCAAGAGCCGCCUCAAAGACAAGAUCCAUGACCACGAGCGUGGAAUAGAAGAAGAUACUGAAGAAUUAGCCCGCAUUGAAGAAAGAAAAGCCAAGCUUGAAGAGAGAAACGCCCGCCGGAAAAAAGAACUGGCCACGAUGCAGAUCCUACAGCGUUUUCAAGCGGUGAUUGACCGUACUUUAGAUGAUGCUCCAGAUUUUUCAGAGCAGAUUGAAAGUCUGAGAGAACUCUCUCUGAAAAACGCGAAAGAGGUUUUCAAGAUGUUCCAAGAAGAUGUUGACAGAAUUUCCGACGAUUUUUCCUAUUUGCAGUUAUAUUAA